UAUAUACGUCACCAUUGUUUACAAGGGCGCCAUCUUGUCUUGUACAAAUUAAUGGUCAGCGGCGCGACGCUUGAUCUGGCGUUCAGCACUAAUUACAGCCACUGCGCGUCUCACGCUACCGCGAAUAUUUGUCGUUUUAUUUGGAUGACGAGAAGCGAGAGGAAUUGCUUGGGCGCGUUCAUUUAAAGCAGCAACUUUUGAGACGGACGCGAAAGGGGCCCGGCGACUCGUUUGAACGACAAUGUCGCGACUCAAGGAAAAAAGAGUUUCGGAGCUUGAGCAGGCGAGAUCGAAGCUUGAUGGCAUUCUACAAAGUCUCAUGGAAAAAACCGAAGAAAGUCAAAGUUCAUCGUCUCAGUCAGAAGACGAAUCAAAAGCACUGGAUUCUGCGACAAAGGAUGCAUCUCCCAAAAAGGUUCAGAAGACCCAGAGGAAACGCCGUAGAAAAGAUGACUCAGCUGUACAGAACUCAAACACAUACAUAACCAAGAUAUACGGCUGCAGCGUAGAUCUUGCACAGUUUGACGAGAAUUCUCCGUUGUAUUCGAUGUGUCGUAGCUGGAUACAAAAUAAGCCUCUGCAAAAUUUGGAGCGAAACCACAGUGGUGAAGACAUAGACAAGAAAAAGAGCACAAACGACAUUACAGAUGAGGAGGAUGUAAAAGGAAUUCUCUACCUGCCUGCACCUGUGCCACCUCCCAAAGACGAUGACGGCAACGUCAAAGACCUUCGAAUACCUUCACCUGUUCCACAGCCCAGUGAAAAGUUUUUUAUGGCAUCGGAUGACAAUGAGGUCGUACCUGUGAAUGUCUUACUGGCUGGCCAUCAAACACGUUGGAAGAAUGUGCGGCAAAAGUGGAAAGAGGCCGCUAUGGCCAAUGAAGAGCGCUAUAAGGAAAGUGCGGCAAUUCUCCACAAGGCAAUGAGCCAUGACCAAGAUGCACCAUCACAAUGGGAAAGUGCACCAGCUUAAGAAAGAGAAAAAAAAAUGUGGUUCUACUAGCAUCAGUCUGGUCAAUUACAAGACGUGUCUCAUCACAGACUUGAAUGCAUCAAAAUGUAUGGAUGGGCUUAACUGAAACAAAGGGUAGUGCAGUAAAUAGUAUGUGAACAGUACAGAGCAGUUGCAGUGCACUGACCUCAUAUCAGUCAGGGACUUAACUGAAGUCACUGAAAGUGCCACAUUUGCUUUUCCAUACACAUAUUACCCCUUUGCAGAAAACAAACUUACCAAAGACUUGGACAGUAGUAGCAACACUAGUAUACCAUGUUGUGGCUUAUGGUUUAAACAUAGAAGACGAAAGCUUAACCACUGUGGUAGCAUAGCAACUAAGGUCUACUGCUGCACUUGAAAAUGUGGGUUCGAUCCCCCACCACAGCAGCCACAUUUCAAUGGGGAUGAAAUGCGACACCUAUGUAAUUAGAUUUCAGUGCACAUUAAAGAACCACAGGCAUUCAAAAUGAAUUCAGUCUCUCCUACUACGGUGUCCCUCAUAAUCGUUAUAGUUAUGGCUCAUAAAACCCCACAAUUUAGCUUUGUGUUAGAAACAAUUCUUGAAAUGCAGUUUAAAGAUUCUCAACAAGAAUACCCAUGUAGCAAAGAUGUUUCUAAUAUAUGUGGUUGCACAAACUGCCACGAUGCAUCACUGUCGCCAUUGUUACCAACAACUAAGUCUCCAGCAUUCUGUAAAGGGUAACCUGGCUACAGAUAACCUAAAACUAAAUGCUUCUCUAAGAUUCCUGACAGGCUGCAUGAGAAAGUUAUCCAUCCUAGUGCCUUUGAGCUGAGACUGAGAAAGCCUUGUAACAAAACCUAUUAGGGGAAUCGCUGAAAAGCACAUCGAAAUACAAGAAGCACUUUAUUUGAAUGAGUGGUGUCCUCUACUUUAUGGAGAGUGGGAGAUUCAGCUGUAGUAUCAAGUUGAGAAAUGUUCAGAUUAUGGCAACAUGGGAGAGUCUUGCGUCAAUGAACCACACUGAUAGCUUAUACACACUGCACUGUCUCUGCUGGACAGCCACCAUGUUUUAUAAACUUAGUCAGCCCUGAAGACACUAUUUUAACGUAAAUAUAGGCUAACAUUUCCAGAAUCUGGCAGAAAAAUGGCAGUGUGCUUUGGUUGCAGCACCUUUCCAGGCACCCAAUAUGUUAGAAUUAAAGGGAUACUGACACCAUUUUUCGGAGGCGAGUUUACUCUGCCAUACAAAUCUCCUGUAUGUAGAGACGGCUCUGACCAAGUGUGAACUUCAGCAAACGCUGAUAAGGUAUUUUAUUUUGAUAUUAAAGUAAUUUCUAGCACGGCGCACCUACUGACAUCGGCACUAGCUUGACGUCAGGCUACAGUACUAAUUCUGGUGAUUUCACGCAGUCAUCUGGUUAGUUGCGAUGACGUCAGGUACCAAAACUUCCAAAAUGGCCGCUUCUCAGUCAUCAACGGAGCCACGGUGCGGAACUGCCGCGGAAACGUCACGCCACAUUGCACGAGCACGUGACGAGAAGCUCAUACCAUGUUGCGACAUCGAGGUACAGUAGGAACCGAAACUAGCUUUUAAAAAAACAUACUGUAAUUACGUUUUUAGGGUGCACUCAUGGUUAGCAGCACAUUUUCUAGGCUCUUGAAGGCUUGGCCCUUCAUUUGACGCAGAAAAACGACAACUAAAAACUUUCGUGUCAGUACCCCUUUAACUAUUCACAGCUCUCUACAGCUUAAACCUUUUGAUAUAUCACCCUGUCAGUUACAAUAUCCUCUCUUUCUUGUCUGGUCUUAAUAAUACUCUUGAGUGCCUGAACUUGUUACUGUUGCUUUGUGGGCAUUCUAAGUCAGAAAUGCUGAAUUAACAGGGAUGCCACGAUGAGAGCUCUGAGUUAACUUUCAUCACUAGUUCAUUGUGCACUCGGUACACGAGUGUUUUUGCAUUGCAUCUCCACCGGAAUGCAGCUGGCUUGAUCAGAAAUUUAAUACAGUGGUGCAACAGCCAAAAUAGGGUUUGGAGCAACUUUUGGAGCAGGAAAAUCUGAAUUUGCAGCAGGUUAUAGAAAAAAAAAGCAAUUUUUUAGCACCAAAUCCUAAAUUUUGAGAAGUAUAAGAAAGAAAGCUUACUUUUAGAACAGAAAACGAAUAGAUGUUCACUGUUCAGCAGCAGCUGACAUGUGCACAGUGCCUACAAGCUCUGCUACUUCAACAAAAGCAGUGUGUUGAACUACCUCACAGUGCGAACAAUGAGGAAGUACACAUUACCAUUUGCAGUGCCUGUCAAAACAUUUGACAGGCGCCACAAAUGCUAAUGUGGACCUGCCAAGCUGGCAACCUCGAAAUUCGGGAGAUUUGUAAAGCAGGGGCGAGCGUAGGUGGUGAAAAAAGGAAACUGGCAUACUUUUUUUAAUUUCUUGUUUCCCGAGGCUGUAGAAAGGUAAUUGGCAGCUCUGAAUGAGUGACUAAUUUUUUUUAGGUGUUGGCGAUCAUACUGGUACGCGUAAUUAUAUGGCUUGUGCAUGUGUAAUUACAGAACAAAAUGUGAUGUAUCCCGUGACAGCUUGUACUUGUAACCCCUUCCUAAUCUCGGCAUGCUUUUCCGCAAGACACCAGUGUACUGCGAGGAAAGUGGCUUAAAAAAACAAACAUGGUUGA
Rhipicephalus sanguineus (brown dog tick) is the source of this 3626-nucleotide messenger RNA. Its product is annotated as protein lin-37 homolog. The transcript has 10 exons. Gene Ontology annotation, cellular component: Myb complex; transcription repressor complex. NCBI's taxonomy places the organism in Eukaryota, Metazoa, Arthropoda, Arachnida, Ixodida, Ixodidae. The record is from RefSeq and is a predicted model, not a curated record. Gene Ontology annotation, biological process: negative regulation of transcription by RNA polymerase II. The coding region runs from base 242 to 973 and encodes 243 amino acids.